Molecule: messenger RNA, 12870 nt
Organism: Porites lobata
Lineage: Eukaryota; Metazoa; Cnidaria; Anthozoa; Scleractinia; Poritidae
Source: the annotation of a GenBank genome assembly
AUGACGGCGAGAAUAGUGUUCAGUAUCUCAGUUGUGGCUCUCCUGGUCUACCUCGCAGUAACUCAAAAAUGUCCUGCAAGUGGAAGAUCCGAGAGCUCCAUCAUUGGCUGGAUGUUACGGGGACACGUAUACGACACUCUUCUAGCGGAACUUCCGUUUGCAUGCGUAUUCAAGUGUCGAGAAGACAAUCGAUGCCAAAGUUUUAACUGGGUAAUCCCCCUUCUCACCUGCGAGUUUAACAACAGGACAAAGGAAGCCAGGCCGGAGGACUUCAUUCCAAACCCAGACAGAUCUUACUAUCCACGCGAUUUAAAGCGAGGUAAGCCAGCAUACCAAGGAGGGGCGCGGGGGGAACUCCCUAUAAUGCCAUAAUGCCCUAUACGGGGAGGGUCCGACUGAAAGGGUAGCGUUUGUCAGGCUUCAGGUAUAUCAAAAGAGUUAAAUGAUUUCACUAUUUAAAGUAAAUGAAAGGGUAGGAGACUCGAUUAGGCCUGUCAAAGGACCUAAACGGGCUAAUAGAAGGAUUUUAUGGCUAAAAAAAGUCGGGAGAUUUCUUUUUUUCUGGGGAAGAGUGGGGUACUCAACAAAGUUUUGUACGGAGAGGCAUUGCAAAAAAUAAUAAAAACCACAACGUUUCCUCGACUUUUUCACAAGCAUGGAAUGCAUCUGUUAGCCCUUUUGAGCCUUUUUACCCACGGAAAUGACAGAUUUCCCUACCCUUUUAUAUACCUCAACUUGUGAAAUCCCUACCCUUUCAUAUACCUGAAGCCUGAAAAAGAUACCCCGUUCGGCCGGAGCCUCCUCAUAUAGUCAAGCCAUUAAUAGUGAGUAACUCCCCUCCCCCGGGGACUAAGUUACAUUUCCCAGAACUUCGCAUGAACAUUAUUAUUAUUAUUAAUCUGUAUUUUGGAUUAAAUUGAGCCCACGUAAUUGUUGGUUUUCACAUGACGUCACUAAAAUUCAAACUAAAAAACUAUCGAUUCUACCGUGAUUUUACUUUCACGAUGCAUUAGAGCAGCUGAAAACUAAUAUUCAUACAAAUUUUCGCCUCAAAAGAGUUCUUGGUUUUCUGAUAGAGGACGCUUGAAUUUCUAAGCUUUUGCGUGACGCGGCAUUUACAUGACGGCCAAGAGAGCUGUCAUGUAGGUUAAAAAAAUUACUUAUUUCAGGAAAUUUUGCUAUCUAAACAGUCCAUAUAUUAGAAAAAGUAUUACUUUAAUGUUUAUGAGUUUCUCGAAGAAUAAAUUCACGCUUUUGUAGCAAAACUCGAUAACAGAUGUUUCUGUUGGUUUCCGUCCGCCAUGUUGGAGCUCAUGCAGGUGAGCACCAGCAUGGCGUCUCCAUACAAAUCUCUGUAAAUUUGGGUAAAACUUUUCUUCGGAUAUCUCGUAUACGAAACAUUCCUCUCACCUGAAUCUUGGAGAGGGUCUUUGUAUAUGUACCUCCUUUCAUUUCCCAAAUUUUGGACUUUAUCUAUUGAAAGGUUUUGAUUUUUAUUUUGAUCUAUUUUGAAUGGCGUGACAAUGAAAACUAGCAAUAUUUAUCUGACUGUACAAGAGACCGAUGCUCACAGAUUUCAAUCACAACAACGGUGCAAGUUCCAGAUGAAGGGCUUUAAGGAACAAAUUUAUCUGGCACCUUUUUUAGCCAUUGUGACGUGUACGUCAACAUUGACGUUACCAUGGAAACCGAGGUUUCAAAGCUGUGUUUUUCAAAAUUUGCACUUUCUCUUAAAAAUAGAUUUUAUUUUUAUUUUUACUAAUUGUAUCAUUAUAUUACACUUAAUUUAGCAUUACUAACAUACUGUUAGUCACAUUUUACUGAUAACUUGGACGCACAUCCUCACGUAGAAUAGUGAAAAAAAUAGAAUGUGCUGGAUUCGAUUCCUGGAACUGCUUCUUAUACUUUUACUUUUUCUUUUUUUUUUUCUUUAUUUCUUUCUUUCUUUUUUUCUUCUCUUGUUAUUGUAGUUUUCUUUUUUUGUUUACAUAUUGUAGAUUUUUAUAUUUGUAUAUUUUCUUUUCCUUACUGACUCUUUCCCUUCCCUUCUUCUUCUUGCAGUAAGCCCCAAGUGUUGCUCCCUCCCGGGCAUUCAGUAAAAGUAUGCGUACUGAUAAAUUAAUGAAGAACUUUUUUUUGGCCUUUCAGUUCCCCUUGGUUCCAUUCAAGAAUUGCCAGCUGAGACUUGUGACGAAAUUAAGAGGAGUGAAGGACAGGCUGUCAGCGGGAAAUACUGGUUUUCGACCAUAAAAUCUGGAACAUCUGUUCUGGCUUAUUGCAAUAUGAAGACCAACGGUGAGUUUGAUCAGUUAUGUCAGUUAGGGACAGACCAUUAGCAAACCUAUCGGGGGGCGCGCGAAGUACUAAAAAAUUAUUCGCGCAAGAGAAAAUUAAAUGAAAAAAAAUUCAUGCACGCCAAUUAACCCUAAAAAAUAUUAAUGCUAUGGCCUAAAAAAAAUUCAUACGAAGAAUUUGAUAACGAAAAAAAAUUCCUGUGGCACCAAAAUCCCCCCCGCGACCCCCACACUGGUCCCCCAUAACUUAUAUGUAAUCGGCUACUGAUUAAGCUUGUUACUUUUUUCGAUAUUUCAUCACGCCGAAUCGCUGACUAUGUUAAAUCGGGAGAUGUAAACUAAUCAAGCACACCCAAAAAACUUGAAAAAAAGAAUUGUAAGCAAAAACUCAUGUUAGAUAGGAAUGAGUACUCUUUGUGUCACAUGUUAGGGGUUAAAGCCGUUCAUUAAUUAAUGUUUGUUUGUCCAGACAUUGACGAAUGCAGUGCUUCUUCUCCGGUAUGUGAUAUUAACGCAAACUGCUCCAAUACUCGUGGAUCUUAUUACUGCACUUGCAAGGCAGGAUUUACUGGCGAUGGAAAAACUUGCCAAGGUAAAUAAGAUAAUUAAGCUAAUUUGAACAGUUUUGUUCAGUUUACACUGAGUUUAGUUCAGUUUAUUUCCCGUUACAGACAGGUUACAGGGAAAUGUUGCCAUAGAAUUAAUAUGAAAGCUUGAGUAUUAUGGCCAAGUGAUUAAUAUGUUUAAAAUAAAUACAGGCGAUGAACCAGAAAGAGUAAAAUUAAAUAAAUAAAUAAACAAGAACGUAAUAAUAUAAAAGAUGUAAGACACAAUUAAUGACAAUUAAUACCAAUUAAACAAAAUACAAAAGAUCUAGCAUUUAAAAAAGUAUUUAAUACGGACAAGCUUUGAAAGAAGUGAGUUUAGGCAGAAUUAGGUAGUGCUAGGACUGGAUAUUUCCAUUAAGAAAGUGGUUUUUUAAUUAAAGUUGUUUUUCUUAGACAUUGAUGAAUGCAAAGCUUCUUCUCCUGUAUGUGACAUCAACGCUAACUGUUCCAAUACUCGUGGAUCGUAUGACUGCACCUGUAAGGUAGGAUACACUGGCGAUGGAAAAACUUGCCAAGGUAGGAGAAAAUACUUAUUAAAAGGUGGUACAAUCCUCAAAAAUCACUAUUUUUUCUUAUGUUAUUUUGCAAAAGUUUACCAAUGCAUUUUUAGACUACAACACAAGAUAAGUUUAUUUUUGCACUUUUGGACCUGAUCAGUUACCAUGGCAACCAAUAAUGGCAAAAAGAUACCCCCCAGAGUUGCCCGUACUAAAACACUUCUAUCUCCAACACGUUACAAAGAAAAAUGCUAAAACUUCUGGAAUUUAUUCUUUAAAUGCUAUUUCAUACAAUGAACUAAAGAAAUACUGUUCAGUCUCAUAGAUCCAAAAUUAUCGCAAGAAGCAUAUUGACAUUCAAAAUUCAGUGAAAUAAGGAUCCAACUUUGGCCUGUUAGACAACAAGGAUUGCACCAGAGUACAUGAUUGUAGUUCAUUGCAUGUAAAAAUAUAUGGAGAUUUUUCACUCCAAAAAUGAAAAGAAUUGAAUAAAACCAUGGAAAGUUAUGGCUGGUAGCAUGUUGCUAGUUCCGUAAAAUUCAAAAUUAUGAGAAAAAAUGGGUUAAAGUUUGUGAAAUGCAAUUCUUGAGACUGUCACAGAGUUCCUGCAAAUAUAACUCAAUUAGAACUCUCCACAGGCAUAGUUUACACCCUCUCUUUGCUUGUUUUUGUCAUCUUUUCUUUUCUUCAGGCCUCUGAUGACUUUUCUCCUCUUCUUAGUGCUUGCUUUAUUUUUAUACUCCGCACCGUCCACUCGUAGCUGAUCUUGAAGUUUGCACCCCUCUUCAGUAUAUUUUCCAGGAGGAAUGUUUAAGCCUUGGAACAGCUUGAUAACAGUUACUGCUCCAAUAUUGAAAUGGGAAACUGCAUCAUACAGUCCUAAUUCUAAUGUUUCUCUUCCAACGUAAACUUCUUUUGGGACUCUUUGCCAAAUCAUUCCAUUUAAAGAUUCAUUUUGAUUCUGUGUCUUGCCAUGCAAGCACUUCUCAAGCAAGCUGUCCUCACUGAGUCGAAUAUACUCUGGCUUUAAUUUUGCAAUUACCUCUAAAGGUAAGCCUGGCCCAUGCUUGUAAAGCUUCGUGCCAUUGGCUUUAUCCUGCUGAUACCGGCACCAGCUUGCACUGCCUGUUGGGCAAUGGUCAUGAAGUGGGCGUGCCUCAGUAGACGCACAAUGCAUCAGGCUAGCAUGAAUGGCUUUCUUCAUGCCAGCAAGAUCUCCAACAUUUGAUCUUAUGGCUAUGCCAUAAUAGUUCUGCAGUUUAUCAAUUUGACUGUCUGUCAGUUUGCCCUUGCCUCCCAGGCCUGGAUUCUCACGCUUCAAUUUACGAAGUGCAGUUCCCACUCUCUUCUGGACAUGACCAAUACAUUCCUUCUUUUCCAUUUCAAUACCAGCAUCUUCAUAAACUCCUUUUACUCGACUGAAACUUUUACUGUCACCGUCCCCAUAGAAUUCAGUGUAUCUGAGGUUGUGCAGUUCUACAGACCUUUGAAAUAUGCGCUCUGCUCCUUCCGGCUCCAUAGCUGGUGCUGAUCCCCGAAAAUUAGCUUUACACUUAGUGUGCUCAGCUCUCCAAGUCUGAUAUUCAAGAGAUGUUUUCUCUAAGUGUUCAUGGCGCUCACAUUGUUUGCAACCUUGACUGAGGGCUUCUACAUCGAGCACCCUUCCUGUGUCCAUGGAUAUUACUGUCACACAACCAUUGCGUGACGAGUAGCCUCUCUUUUGCCAUGUGCCAUCACAUGAAACGCCACAAUUAAAUGGUCCAGCUUCAGACGCAGUGCAUUGGUUUUUGAAGGCAUAAAUAUCUUGACCGGCUUUCUUCAUACUCUCUUUUGCUAUUUCUUUGACGUGACAGCCGAUCACACGUGAGUUGAAAAUGAACGCUUUUUCAGUGGGAGGUGGAGGCAUGUUCAUGAUCGCACAGAAUUUUCUUGCUCCUGCAUAACCCUUGCCAAUGGUUCUCAUUCCAUAGACAAGACGCCGAUUUACUUCGUAGCUCUUCCCCUGCUUCUUCGAAGUGCAAAAGGAAUGUUUCCAUCCACAAUGCUCGCACAACAAACGCAAAGUCGAGGCACAUCCCUUCCGCUUCAUGUUGUCUUCCAUGAGCAAAAGGCUGAAAUUGCCACAGUCGCCGCACCGUAGCUGCGCAAAAACAGACGACAGCACCUCCAUAUCACAGAAUCUAAGCCCUGUAAUAGCAGGACUGUUUUCCUCUGAAAUUUGGUCGUCUACCUCUGGUUUAGGCUUCUCUUCUUGGGUAUUUGUCACAAGCUUUUGAAACGAAGCCGAACAUUCCUUCGCUGCCUUCUGACAGUGCAAAGAACUCGCUCCCGAUCCACUUGAAGUGCUUUCCAAAGCAACUAUUUCUUCGUCUUGAACUCUUUCCUUACUCGUAAAACGAUUUCCAUGAAAUUUUCGCUUCUUGCGUCUUUGACACGAAAAUUUUGGCAUUUUUGUACGAAAACUCGUGUCACUCGUGAAAAUUCACACAGCUCAGCGAUUGCAAAAGGCCUCAUUGUUUGCUCAAAGUAGUUGAAAACGAGGCUGAUGGAUACCAGUCUCCCAGGGUAUGUGCCUCGGCCAGAAAACUUCGUUGAGAGCAAUUUCAACAAGUUUCAAGGCACUUUUCAGCCCCAAAACGACGCGUAAACAAACGCGUUGCCAUGGAAACCAAAUGACACUUCUUUCAAAAUUGCAAUUUAUCACUAUAUACGAACGGAAUAUUGACAAAAAAACUAUACUGCCAAAAAAUUGAAUCAUAAAAGAUGUGAACACGAGCAAAAAAAUUUUUAGACAAUUUCUCAUUUGAAGGAAAGUUAAUUUACUGCAACUGUACCAUCAGGGAUGGGGCAGCUCCUGGAGACGUGUGAUCAUUUAAGAUGGCGGCUAGUCUGAACGAGAUCGGCAAUCCGUCGAAUCAGACCGUGUUAAGCUCCUCAGGUAUUGGACAAUAUCAGGAUGUUGUGUACUACGCUUCUUUAAAGGGGCUGCGUGAAAAAACGCAACGUUUGAAGCCAGUUAUUUAACGAAAAGUGAUGUUUAAAUUACUCAGCACCAUCGUCAGUUGAAUGCCAUUAGAAAACUUACGGGGGAGGGGGGGGGGGGGCGGGCGAAGUAAAAAAAAAAUAUUCGCGCAAAAGAAAAUAAAAUGAAAGAAAAAAAUCAUGCACGCCAAUUAACCCUAAAAAGUAUUCAUGCUAUGCCCUAAAGAAAAAUUCAUACGAGGAAUUUCAUAACAAAAAAAAUUCUUGCGGCACCACCAUUCCUUACCCUCCCCCGCGACCCCCCAUAACUUAUAUGUACGCCGUAAUUUUUAGGGAGUUAUUAUAACUCCAAAAAUGGAGUAAAAAUUUUAGGUACAGGAUAACCCCUUUUUGGGGUUAUUUUAACUCCUAAUUUAACUCCGAAUUUGGGGUCAUUUUUACUCCUGAAAAAGAGUUCUUUUUACUCCCAGUCUUGGAGUUAAAAUUACUCCGAAAUGGGGUUACUUGUACUCCUUACAGGGGUUGUUUUUACUCUUUUUGGAGUUAAUUUAACUCUGAAAGUGGAGUAAAAAUUUUAGGUACAGGAUAACUCCUUUUUUGGGGUUAUUUUAACUCCUCAAUUUCUGGGAUCACUUUUACUCCUGAAAAAGAGUUCUUUAAACUCCUUUUUGGAGUUAAAAUAACUCCACGAAAAAUAACUCCACUGUAAGGAGUUAAAUUAGCCCCACUAGAGGAGUUAUUAUAACUCCCUGAAAAUUACAGUGUAAUUGGCGACUGAUUAAGCUUGUUAAUUUUUUCGAUAUUUUAUCACGCCGCAUCGCUGACUAAAUUUAACCGGGAGAUGUAAACUUAUCAGGCACAAAAAAAAACUUGAAAAAAGAAAUUUCAAGCAAAAACGCAUAUGUUAGAUAGGAAUGAGUACUCUUUGUGUCACAUGUUAGGGGUUAAAGCCGUUCAUUAAUUAAUGUUUGUUUGUCCAGACAUUGACGAAUGCAGUGCUUCCUCUCCUGUAUGUGAUAUUAACGCAGACUGCUCCAAUACUCGUGGAUCUUAUUACUGCACUUGCAAGGCUGGAUUUACAGGCGAUGGAAAAGCUUGCCAAGGUAAAUAAGAUAAUUAAGCUAAUCUGAACAGUUUCGUUCAGUUUAGUUCAGUUUAUUUCCCGUUACAGACUUUACACGGGUUACAGGAAAAUGUUGCUAUAAAUUUAAUAUGAAAGCUUGAGUUUUAUGGCCAAGUGAUAGCAAUUAUGUUUAAAAUAAAUACAGGCGAUGAGCCAGAAAGAGCAAAAUUAAAUAAAUAAAUAAAAAUAAACAAGAGCGUAAUACAAGAAGAGAUGUAAGAAACAGUGUUUUGAAAGAAGUGAGUUUAGGCAGAAUUAGGUAGUGCUAGAACUGGAUAUUUCCAUAAAAAAAGUGUUUUUUUAAUUAAAGUUGUUUUUCUUAGACAUUGACGAAUGCAAUGCUUCUUCUCCUGUAUGUGACAUCAACGCUAACUGUUCCAAUACUCGUGGAUCGUAUGACUGCACCUGUAAGGUAGGAUACACUGGCGAUGGAAAAGCUUGCCAAGGUAGGAGAAAAUCCUUAUUAAGCUAAUUUGAAGGACAGUUAGUUUACUUUACUGCAGCUUUUCCAUCAGAGAUGGGGCAGCUCCUGGAGACGUGUGAUCAUUUAAGAUGGCGGCUAAUCUGAACGAGAUCGGCAUAUCCGUCGAAUCAGACCGUGUUAAGCUCCUGGUAUUGGACAAUAUCGGAAUGUUGUGUACUACGCUUCUUUAGGGGUUGCCUAAAAACCGCAGCGUUUGAAGCCAGUUAUUUAACGAAAAGUGAUGUUUAAAUUACUCAGCACCAUCGUCAGUUGAAUGCCAUUAGAAAACUUAUGGGAGGUGGGGGGCGGGCGAAGUACAAAAAAAUAUUCCGCAAGAGAAAAUUAAAUGAGAAAACAAAUUCGUGCACGCUAACUAACCCUAAAAAAAAUGUUCAUGCUAUGGCCUAAAGAAAAAUUCACACAAGGAAUUUGAUAACGAAAAAAUUCCUGCGGCACCACAAUUCCCAACCACCCCCUCGCCCCCGCCCCCGGUUCCCCAUAACUUAUAUCAGUCGAAUCGGCGACUGAUUCAGCUUGUUAAUUUUUUCAAUAUUUCAUCACGCCGUAUCGCUGACUAAGUUUAACCGGGAGAUGUAAACUAAUCAGGCAUACAAAAAAACUUGAAAAAAGAAAUUUUAAGCAAAAACUCAUAUGUUAAAUAAGAAUGAGUACUCUUUGUGUCACAUGUUUAACCUGAGAUCAGGCCCAAUUUGAGCGAUUCUCAUACAUUCUCUCUAACGGCUACCGCUGAAAUUGAAUUCUCUUUUCGUUUCGCCAUGCCCGCCGGAAUGUUAUUUACAAAGCGAAACGAAAAUAGAGCCUGAUCUCAGGUUAUCACAUGUUGGGGGUUAAUGCCGUUCAUUAAUGUUUUUUUGUCCAGACAUUGAGGAAUGCAGUGCUUCUUCUCCUGUAUGUGAUAUUAACGCAAACUGCUCCAAUACUCGUGGAUCUUAUUACUGCACUUGCAAGGCAGGAUUUACUGGCGAUGGAAAAACUUGCCAAGGUAGGAGAAAAUCCUUAUUAAGCUAAUUUGAAGGAAAGUUAGUUUACUGCUGUACCAUAAGAGAUGGGGGAGCUCCUAGAGACGUGUGAUGGCGGCUAAUCCGGUGACGUGCUCCAGACCUCGGGCACAAAUUUCUUAAAUUUCCUUCAUAACUUCAUCGACACAUUACCACCAGUAUUUUUUGACUAUUUUACCUACCGUUUCUGAGUAAAACUACCGCUGUGAAAAUACUGUACAAGUAAAACAGGGCCUAUUAUGCACUGCCACGUCCUUGGCAGCGUGGAUUUGGAUUAUAAAACGUAUCGAGAAGGAUCUUUCCUCAAACCCUUUUCUUAUACAGAUGUGAACGAGUGUCAAACAGGAUCACACUCCUGCCAUGCUCAGGGUCAGUGUGUUAAUGUUCCUGGCUCCUACUCUUGUAAAUGUUUACCAGGCUACACGGGCGACGGAAAAAGCAGAUGUGAAGGUACAUAUUUCCAAAAUUUAAUAAGUAUAAAGGACUGGCCAUAAGUAUGGGGGUGUGCUGGGGACAGAGAAGUGGUGGGUUAUCAGUUUCUUCACCCAGUUGAAGGGGUGGGUCGAUCAAUUUUCAGCUAACCUUUGGUGGUCCGCAUAUCUAAUGAGCGGCACGGGUGAGAUAAUAAUGGGAUAGUUGGCCACAGUAAAAAAACAUAAAACAAAGGAAUCUAAAACUAUUGCUUUGAAAUUUUUUUUAAACAUCUUGACUUGUGUCUUUUUUUAAAAGGCAAUUUUAAUGCAAUUAAAUGUAUGAUGUUUGGUUUUUACAUUUCAUUGCUGUUUAACAUUCUGCUAACUUAGUAACCCUUGGACGUACAAACCAAGCGAACCACGUCGGCACGACAAUUAAUUAGAUACGAUAGGCUUUUUUAUUCAAAUGUAAUCCGUUAAAGAAUCAAUUCCCAUAACCUGAAGGCUUUAUUGAUUGUGAUCAAUAAUAACAUAACUGGCUUUUACAGUCCUCUCAGUAAACCAGCGAUCUACCAACAGCCCUAACCCCUCCAUCAGCUCUUGAUGUCCAUGCACGCGCUUUAAAUCGGUUUUGCCUUACACUUUUUUAACAGUUCCUACAAUGACGGCGACAAGCUCCUGCUCUAAUCUUCUUGUGCGUGACGCCAGCAAACCAAGUGGUACGAUUUACUCAACUAAUAGAUAUAGAGGCUCGGCAUACAGUAGUAAUAUGGAUUGUCGAUGGAAUCUAACUUCGAAUGCAGUGAUUGAACUUUUGUUCUACUAUUUCACCACCCAAUCGUCGACGGACUAUGUACGUGUGUACGAUGGUGACUCGAUCUCCGCACCUCUGAUUGGCGAAUUUAGUGGAAGCUCCCUCCCAGCGCCUAUCACAAGUUCGUCCACCAAGCUAUAUGUGCGGUUUACAUCUGAUGGAUCUUCAGAGUAUAGAGGAUUUAACGCGCGUUACCGAGGUAUUUUUAUUGGUAGACAAGAUGAAUAGAAAAAGCUCUGUGAUCUUUAUUAGCGGGCUCCCUGGUUAGUAUGAUAAAAACUUCCCAGCCGUACACACGAAAACGUAACAACAAUCUAACAAUAUUUAUUUUCGGUUCAACUAUUUGUGCGAAAUUAGACUUUGAUUGUAUAUCUAGCUGGAGUUUUGAAAACGUUAGCCAAAAACUAUCUCCAAAGUAGCCAAUAUAAAAGCUAACUAGGAUGCAACCAUUCCUUUUUUUUCUCUUCUCCUCCUUUCAGUUCUCCUCGUUCUUGCCCUUCUUAAGUAGAUUAUAGGCCUUGGUCUAAUUGGUUUUAUUACGUUUGGAAAAUGACUAUGGCUAUUACUGGCUAUUACUUCGGCACAGAGGAUGGAGGAGAAUCAAAAUUUGGCACACAUAAAAAAAUCCUUGUCCUUAACAUAAACUAUAUAAAUGCUGUGUUAAUAAGUCAUGUGAUAUGUCACGUGGCCAGUUUUUUUUUUAAUCUUAAAUAAUUGACAAACUGGUAACGGGUUUAAGGAAAGAAAUCAAGUAAUUGAUAACAUUUUUUCUCAUUCAUAUUAAAUAUUUCUAACACUCAAAGUCAAAGUUUAUAGAGAGAUUUUGCAAAGUAUUCAAGGAUAAAGACAAUAGCACUAGCCUGCAAAAUUGCUAGCGCUAAUCUAGGCGGGUAGUGGAGAGACUAUGUACAGUGUAAAUUUAUUAGUAAGUUCUACAUAAUUAAUAAGCUAAAAAUAUAUAUAUAUAUAUAAUAUUAAUAAGCUAAACAUAUAUCUAGCCGGAUUUUUGGAAACGUUAUCGCCAAAUGGACCUUUUCCGUCCAACAGUUUUCGGUCAAAAACUCCAAAUAGCCACUAUAAAAACUGCAAAGACUGCAACCAUUGUUUCUUCUCUUCUCUUUCCGUCUCCUCACUCUUUCUUUUUCUCCUUUCCUUUUCUUUCGUUACUGGCUUAAGAAACCUUCCUUUUGACGCCUUUUCACUCAAACGGCUGCAAAUCUCGUUAGGUUGGUUUUCAAAAAAUCAACAUGAUAUAAAGAUGUGCGAAUAGAUAAUCGAUGUUAAGGACUGAAAGGAAGAAAGUGGGUAAAUAAAGCUACUUUAGACAUACAUCUUAAGACUUAUCUAUACGGGUGGGUAUACCAACAUAAUUAUCCUCUUCCUUCACGUUUGGAAUGACUGUCCAUUGCACUUUCGUAAAAAUUAUGAGGGAAAACAUCAUUUUAAAUGCUCAAAAUUAAUCUUUAAUUCUUAGAACUUUAAUUCUAAACUUUGCGUACAUUCACUCCAAACGUAGAAAAUAAGUAUGUGUACAGUGUAUCAGAAACGCCAAUUUAUUUAUCCAAACAGAGUAAACUCGCCACUAAUUCGCCAAUUUCCUUCAUUUUCAAUUUUUGGUCGCGUGACAUUUUACGAGACCAUAAUUUUAAGGCACAAGAAGACCUCAAGUCUGCCCAGACCUUAAACCCUUGAGUUUUUACUUUCUUUCUCCUUCGUUAGUGUCAUAUUCGGCCAUAUCACUCGGCAAAUGACUGCAAAAAUUGCUGGGCUGAUUUUUAAAAAUUCCGCUAGAUAUGUAAAAAGCUGUGAGAGAAGAAUAGCUAAUUAUGUUUAGAAUGUAAGUCCAGCUACCCCGAUUCCGGAGAGGAAACACAGGACAUAUUUAAUGAACAAGUCGACGUUAGCGACAAAAGUCCCCCCGCCCCUGACCUUUGACCCCACUAAAACGGACUUUUACAAAGCGUAAAUUAUAAAAAAAUACGGUAUAAAAUUUUAAACCCACUUUACCUUUUAUUUGAACGCUAGCUGUGACAUCCGGUUCAGUUCGUCUCAAAGAUGGCACCCCAUUGGCUGGAAGAGUUGAAGUGUUCUAUGAUGGUCAGUGGGGAACAGUUUGCGAUGAUGCUUGGGACAUAAAUGACGCUAACGUGGUCUGCAAACAGUUGGAUUUGUCGCAGUCAGCUACUAACGCUUGGAGCAGCGCCUAUUAUGGUCAGGGCUCCGGUCCCAUAUGGAUAGAUGACGUGGCCUGCUCAGGUAGCGAAUCACAUAUCUACGAUUGCAGACACCGUGGAUGGGGAAACAAUGACUGUACACACAGCAGAGAUGCCAGUGUGCAGUGUUCGGCUAACAUUCGUUUGGUGAAUGGCAGUGUUAAUUAUGGCCGAGUUGAAGUUUAUCACAACGGUCAAUGGGGCACAGUCUGUGAUGAUGGCUGGGAUAUCAAUGACGCUCAUGUAGUUUGUCGUCAGCUUGGUUUCCCCAGUGCGUCCUCGGCACCUCAUCGGGCACAGUAUGGCCAAGGAUCUGGCACUAUCUGGAUGGAUGAUGUCCAUUGCAAUGGAACAGAGGCUUCAUUGUUUCACUGUACACGUAAUGGUUUGGGAACACACAACUGUGUCCAUAGGGAGGAUGCAAGUGUGGUCUGUAACACUUAA